This is a messenger RNA of Bufo gargarizans (Asiatic toad), 664 nucleotides long. Its product is annotated as transforming growth factor beta-1-induced transcript 1 protein-like. Lineage: Eukaryota; Metazoa; Chordata; Amphibia; Anura; Bufonidae. The transcript is spliced from 7 exons. The record is from RefSeq and is a predicted model, not a curated record. The coding region runs from base 131 to 616 and encodes 161 amino acids.
GGAGCCUCCCAGCUCCCGCUCCGUCCUCAUUCCUGCUCUCUGCGCUCACAUUCUCCUCCAGCUCCCGACCCCAAUUUUGGGAUCUCCGGACCCCGAGUCGCUUUGUGCCUCGUAGACCUCCUUUGGAGCUAUGGAGGAUUUAGAUGCUCUACUUGCCGACCUUCAGGUUACUCCUCCGACUCGAUGUCCAGUCUUGUUAACUGAUUGUCUUGAAAAAUCCGAGAGAUGUGAAGAGCGGCCUCUCCCGCCCCCGUAUGACCCUCAGACAGCCUUGCCUUUUCCGAGUGCUGAUGCGGAGGACUCCCCUACAGACAAGAGCCAUCUUUACAGUACAGUAAAGAAGUGCGGCCUCCCCUCCGUGCCAGCGAGCGUCGGGGGCGGUUUGUGUGAGCUGGACCGUCUGCUCAACGAACUCAACGCCACUCAGUUUAAUAUUACAGAUGAGAUCAUGUCCCAGUUUCCACCAAGAGAAAAAAAUGCAUCUGAAAUACCAGAUGAACGAAGGGCUUUGUUGGCGUCCUCCGCCACGCUGGAGCUGGACAGACUAAUGGCAUCGCUUUCAGACUUUCACAAACAAAACACGGUCAGAAUUGUAUUUUUUCCUCUCAGCUUGUAAUCCUAACCCCUCCAUGAUGAUCACUCCACCAUCCCGGAUUCUCUGAUG